CCCUCAACACGAACACCCUCACUCAGAACCUCAGCCUGGAACCUUCCACCUCACAUCAAACCACCUUUAUUCCAAACUACAAUCACCUACCACACCCGAUAAUCAGAAACCAGGGCCAUCCUCAAAAUGGAUACACUCAAAGCAGAAAUCGAACUCAAGAGAAAAAGUAGUAAUAACCCAGAGAACACAGAGGGACAACAACCGACGAAGAAGAAAUACAUGCGCAAGGGUGACUUAGCUAAACUAGAAGCAGAACGACAACUCGAGGAGAAGAAAAAGAAGCUCGAAGCUGAGAAGCUUGCAUCCGAUGAAUUAAAGCAAAAGAAAAUGACAGACAGUCUCAAGAAAGAUUCACUCAAUUCGAAACAAGCCAACAGUGGUAGUGCGACACCGAACCCACAAACCGAAGCAGAAAACGAAAACCAACCAGAACUGUUCAACAUCUCGAACGAAGAAGCGGUACGAAGAUUGCGGAACAAGGGACAGCCGAUCCGACUAUUUGGGGAGAGCGACAAGGAACGUAGACUGCGGUUGAGAGCGCUUCAGUUGAUCGAAGAGAGGACGGAAGGCGGGCGGAACGAAUUGAUGCAAGCCUUGGAAGGUGUCGAGGGAAAGAUGGACUUGGAAGUGUUACCUAAACACACCAAAGAUUCUUCGAAGACCAAUCAUUCUAAAUCCGCCGGUCUGGGUGGGGCUGGUGGUGACCUUGAAGGCUCGGGUAACGACUCCGAUGGCGACUUAGCUGCAACUCAGGAUGGCGAGGUCACCGUAGAUCUUAAUUUAAUCAAAACCGAGCCACGUAAAAUCUACCCUCAAAUUUAUUUCGCCCUUAAGCGCGUCUUGAAAGAAUGGGAACAAUCAAUGGCUGAACGCCCAGAUCACAUACGUCGCAGUGCCCAAGGAAAACUAGUCGCAGCCACUCAGAAACAAUCAGCAGAAUAUCUGAAGCCACUAUUCAAAUCUCUGAGGAAAAGGGAACUCGCGCCUGAUGUGUUACAAGCCGUGGCAGAGAUAGUCCAUCACAUGCAAACCCGGGAAUACAUCCGAGCCAACGACGCUUAUCUGAGACUGUCGAUUGGAAAUGCUCCCUGGCCGAUCGGAGUGACCAUGGUGGGCAUCCACGAACGUAGUGGUCGGGAAAAGAUCUUCAGUAAUAACGUCGCUCAUGUCUUGAACGAUGAAGUUAGUCGGAAAUACAUCCAAAGCUUGAAAAGAAUCUUGACUUUCGCUCAAACUAAACGCCCACCAGAUGACCUCGCAAGAAAGAUGGGCUAGUUGAAAUGGGAUGAUGUGGAUUGUUGAAUAUGCAUUUUUUUUUCAACCAGUUUCGAUUUACUCUUUUCUUUUCUCUGGACUAUUGUGUUCAUGUUUAUAAUGCUCAUCUCAUGUAAAAAAAGCAAUCAUUCAAGUCCUUAAAGAGAACAAGUCCAGGUUGUACUGUAACAUACUUCUUCCAGACACCAAUUAAGACCUAUGAGUGGACUGGUAAAGGCAAACUUCCUGGAUCCCAUGUUUGAAAA
Puccinia graminis f. sp. tritici CRL 75-36-700-3 is the source of this 1520-nucleotide messenger RNA. RefSeq lists its product as uncharacterized. Gene Ontology annotation, cellular component: U2-type post-spliceosomal complex; U5 snRNP; U4/U6 x U5 tri-snRNP complex. Gene Ontology annotation, biological process: RNA splicing; generation of catalytic spliceosome for second transesterification step. The record is from RefSeq and is a predicted model, not a curated record. Lineage: Eukaryota; Fungi; Basidiomycota; Pucciniomycetes; Pucciniales; Pucciniaceae. The coding region runs from base 127 to 1275 and encodes 382 amino acids. The transcript has 6 exons.